Molecule: messenger RNA, 1632 nt
Organism: Pteronotus mesoamericanus
Lineage: Eukaryota; Metazoa; Chordata; Mammalia; Chiroptera; Mormoopidae
Gene: IL21R
Product: interleukin 21 receptor
Exons: 8
Coding region: 10-1632 (540 amino acids)
Biological process (GO): cytokine-mediated signaling pathway
Cellular component (GO): membrane; external side of plasma membrane
Molecular function (GO): protein binding; cytokine receptor activity
Source: RefSeq, a predicted model, not a curated record
GGAGUCAGCAUGCCACGUGGCUGGGCCGCCCCUCUGCUCCUGCUGAUGCUCCAUGGUGCCUGUGGUUGCUCAGACCUUGUCUGCUACACCGAUUACUUCCAGACCGUCACCUGCAUCCUGGAGACAUGGACACUCCACCCCAGCACACUCACCCUCACCUGGCAAGACCUGUACGGAGAACUGGAGGAUCAGGUCACCUCUUGCAGCCUCCACCGGUCCACCCACAAUGCCACGCAUACAAAAUACACGUGCCACAUGGAUGUGUUCCGCUUCAUGGCCGACGACAUUUUCAGUGUCAACAUGACAGACCAGUCUGGCAACCACUCCCAGGAGUGUGGCAGCUUUGUCCUGGCUGAGAGCAUCAAACCAUCUCCUCCUUUCAACGUGACUGUGACCUUCUUGGAGCAUUAUAACAUCUCCUGGAGCUCCAGUUAUGAUUCGUACCCGCUCGCGGGCAAACUUCAGUACGAGCUGCAGUACCGGAAGCGGGGAGACCCCUGGAGCCUGAGUCCAGGGAGAAAGCUGAUCUCAGUGGAUUCAAGAAGCGUCUCCCUCCUUCCCUUGGAGUUCCACAAAGGCUCCGUCUAUGAGCUGCAGGUGCGAGCAGGGCCCCAGCCUGGCUCCUACUUCCAGGGGACCUGGAGUGAGUGGAGUGACCCCGUCAUCUUUCACACCCAGAGGGAUGGGAUAAAAGGAGGCUUGUACCCUGACCUGCUGUAUCUCUUCCUGGUCAUCACUCUCCCCGUCCUUGUCUACUUAGGUCUGAAGAUCCGCCUGCCUUGGAGGCUGUGGAAGGUGUGGGUGCAGGUGCCCAGCCCAGAGUCAUUCUUCCAGCACCUGUAUGUGGGCCACAGCGGAAACUUCAAGAAGUGGGUGGGCACACCCUUCACUGCCUCCAGCCUGCAGCUGGGCCCCUGGAGCCCAGAGGUGCUCUCGACCCUGGAGACGGACAGCUGCUGCCCACCGCUGGGCGCAGCCCCGGGGCUGAUGACCACGGUGCUGCCAGAGCCUGUGGAUCUGCUGGAAGCCGACAAGGUGCCCGAGCUGGACUGCUGGGGGCCCGGCCCCUCCACCGCAGGCAGCUUGGGCAGCUCAGCUUACAGCCAGGAGGGAGACCGGCCAUAUGGCCUGGUAUCCAUCGACACAGUGACUGUGGUGAAUGCAGAGGAGCCAUGCACCUGUCCCUGUACCUGUGGGGAAGAUGGCUAUCCAGCCUUGAAUCUGGACACGUGCCUGGAGCCUGGCCUGGAUGCAGAGGACCCGCUCUUACACACUGAUGCCACAGUCCUGUCUUGUGGCUGCGUUGCAUCUGGUGGCCCUGCUAGGCUUGGGGGCCCCCUGGGCAGCCUCUUCGACAAACUAAAGCUGCCCUUGGAAAAUGAGGCUGGUUGGGUGCCAGGGCCACCUUGGUGCGGUGGGCUGUCCAGAGGGGUGUCUGACAGUGAGGAGGGCUCACCUCCCGCUGGCCUGGACAUGGACACGUUUGACAGCGGCUUCGCAGGCUCUGACUGUGGCAGCCCUGUGGAGUGUGACUUCACCGGCCCCAGGGACGAGGGGCCCCCAAGGAGCUAUGUCCGACAAUGGGUGGUGAUGGCCCCUCCACCUGCAGGACCCGGACCCCAGGCCAGCUAG